CCUCUGAUCUCUGAUAACCUCGUGGUGAAGUUGUUGAAAGCGCAAUCCAUCGUUCGUGGUACAAUAUACUAAAAACCCUCUUAUUUGCACGUGUUGUUAUCAAAGAAUGUGUUCGUGACGAUUAUUUAUAAUUACGAUAAUAUUUGUUCUCGUAAUUGAAUUAUAAUAAAUCAAAAUGCAGCACGACGACGUUGUGUGGAGUGUUAUCAAUAAAUCAUUCUGUUCUUUCAAAGUAAAUACAAAGACACAGCGGUUCUGCAGAAAUGAAUUUAAUCUUACUGGUUUAUGCAGUAGAGCUGCAUGUCCUCUUGCAAACAGUCAAUAUGCUACGAUUAAAGAAGAAAAUGGUAUUAUUUAUCUUUACAUGAGAACUGCAGAAAGAAUACAUACACCUAAAAAUAGCUGGGAGAAAGUCAAACUGUCUAGAAAUUUUGAAAAAGCCAUACAUCAAAUUAAUGAAAAUCUUCUUUAUUGGCCUGGUUUCAUAAAAGCUAAAUGUAAGCAAAGAUUUCUCAAGAUCACACAGUAUCUUAUUCGUAUGAGAAAAUUUAGAUUAAGACGACAAAAGAAAAUUGUACCGCUUCAGAGGAAAAUUGAAAGAAGAGAAAGGCGUAGGGAAGAAAAGGCUUUGAUUGCUGCAAAACUAGAAAAUGCAAUUGAAAAACAGCUUAUGGAGAGGUUGAAAAAAGGAAUGUAUGAAGGUAUUUAUAAUUUCCCACAACGAGUAUUUGAUAAGGCUGUGGGAACUGUUGAAGUUGAAGGAGAAAGUGAAGCAGAAAGCGAGCAUGAAGAAGAGCAAGAGAAAGAACUUGAGAAGGAGUUGGAAAUGGAAUUAGAAGCAGACGACAGAGAAACUGAACAAGAUGGUCCAGAAUAUGUUGAAGCUGAUAGCGACGAUGAUGACUAUGAGGACGAUGACGACAUUGAAGAGCUUUCUAUGGAUGAAGAUAGUGACUCUGGACAGAAAGAAGAAGUUGAAUUAUCCGAUAGCUUUGAAUCCGAAGCUAGUGAUAUCGAGGAUUUAGUCACACCGUCCACAAGCAAGAAGACAAAAGGACCAAAAGUUGUCAAAAAAGGAAAGGUGCAAAAGAAACCUCGACCGAGAGUCGAAAUUGAAUACGAAGUGGAAGAAGAGAGUCAGCAAAAUAAACAGGCGCGUGUAUAAAAAUAAAUUUGUAUUAUAUAAAUAUAAUAUCUUUAUAACAAAA
Messenger RNA from Acromyrmex echinatior (Panamanian leafcutter ant), 1208 nucleotides. RefSeq names its product RNA-binding motif protein 13 (gene Rbm13). Gene Ontology annotation, biological process: maturation of 5.8S rRNA; maturation of LSU-rRNA. Gene Ontology annotation, cellular component: nucleolus; preribosome, large subunit precursor. Lineage: Eukaryota; Metazoa; Arthropoda; Insecta; Hymenoptera; Formicidae. The record is from RefSeq and is a predicted model, not a curated record.